Halteromyces radiatus is the source of this 1035-nucleotide messenger RNA. RefSeq lists its product as uncharacterized. The record is from RefSeq and is a predicted model, not a curated record. The transcript is spliced from 5 exons. The coding region runs from base 134 to 925 and encodes 263 amino acids. NCBI's taxonomy places the organism in Eukaryota, Fungi, Mucoromycota, Mucoromycetes, Mucorales, Cunninghamellaceae.
UUUGGCAUUUUUGAUGCUUAUGCACCGGAGUUUAUAGAAAAAGUUUCCCGGAGAAUCUAUUAUUAUUUUUUUGCUUUUCUUUUCUUUUCAUUUUUUUUUUAUUUUUUAUUUUCCUGACUUUUUUAACACAACUAUGACGACUACACCUUCAACUUCUUCAUCUGAUAAAUAUGUACGGGUUGUCUCAUUUGAUACCAUGACUGAUAAAGACUUACCCGAUUACUGUUUUACUUUACGUGCGAAAACUCCUGAUUAUCGCCGUACAAGACGUUCACGAACUUUUCUUGUUGCUACUGAUUUGGCAAGUUAUAGUGAUCAUGCUCUUCAUUGGGCUAUCAAUGAUGUUAUGGAUGAUGGUGAUGAACUUAUUGUAUUACGAGUAGUAUCUGUGGAUAUGAAUGAUAAAAAAUCUGUGGUGGAAGCUACAUUGAAACGAGAAGAAAGGCAAGCAAGGGAAGAUGCAACCAAAGUGAUGGACCGUAUUAUGGCUACUGGCAAUGAAGAUAACAAGAUCAGUGUCAUUAUUGAAUUUGUUAUUGGGAAAGUACAAAGCACAAUUCAACAUAUGAUCACGAUGUAUCAGCCGUCUUUAUUGAUUGUAGGUACACGAGGAUUAUCAGAAUUCCAAGGUAUGCUUCUGGGUAGUGUAUCAAAAUAUUGUCUUCAACAUUCACCUAUUCCUGUGGUGGUGGUACGACCUCAGGACUCUGUCAAUAAACAACUUCGUGCUAUCAAUGAAAGUGGAAAGAAGAAUCAGAAGAAGGGUUCUCGAAAGAAACGUACCAGUCGACUCAGUGGAUUCUUUUCUCGAUCUACUUCACCAUCUCCAGCAGCCUCAGAAAACGAGUCGAGUGAUGAUGACAAUGUGGAUAAAAGAAAACUUUCAGCAACUUCUCAACAAAUGUUACAACUCAAUGUGGAUUAGAUUUAGUAAUUUUAAAUUAGAUGGAAUCUUAUUUUUUUAUUUUUAUUGGAUUAUUUAUUGAAUAACUGAAAAAUAUAUCAAAUGAAUAAAAAAUGGGAUUUGACAAAAAA